ACUGUUACUUUCAGGACCGACCGUGAAAAGUUUUUAGCGAGAGGAAUAGCUCGCGCCUCCCGCCACCGGCGAGCGCGCUACCGCUGGACCCGAACUCUGAGCUCACGCCGCUAGCCGAUUAGCCGUUCAUCACUUCUGUCCUCACGAGCUCCAGCCGUUAAACACGAGCGUGUGUGUGUGUGUAUAGAUGAUGUUCGGUGACACGAGCCUCAUUCAUUCGUUAUUGAACAUGACAUCUGUCACACAUGAUUCAUGAUAGAAUGAAUGAAGUGAUGUUGACUUGUCCUGAUAAAUAAUGAUCAUGAUGAUGUCACUGCUGAAUGGACCAAUCACGCUCAGAAGGUCAGACAGGUGCACACUUGUGCGCGAGAGUAGUAAUACUCAGCUGGAGUCUGUCGUCAGUCAGUCACAUAAAUCUGCCGUCACACGUUUCCAAGGUAACACAAGAUUCACAAAAGUACAGCAGACGCUGUGUCAGGAUUACAUGCUACACUAGGCUGUGUUUCGUCUUUCUCUGUGUAGAACUGAACUCACGUCUCUUGUGUUAUUCAUCGUGUUGAUCAUCAGAAGUCAGUUUCUGGAGCUAAAGCCUUUUUUCUCUCAAAAACUCUUGAAUAAUAAAAGCAUGACUCAGAUGAACUUUAAUGUCAUUUCAGUAGAGGGAGGAUGGAAUCUUUUAUUCAUGGGAUGUUGGGUGAGAUCUUCAUGAAAAUCUGUUUGACAGCUGAUGCUCCCCGUCUGAGGGAGUGUCCCGACCCUCACCCUGACCCCCCCUCACCUCACUAAACUCCAUCAUCAUACCCAUCAUGUCAAGUCGAAGGAAGUCAUUCGUCCCGUGUAUGGUUCUUGCAGCUGAAUCAUCUAAAGAUGAAGAGCAGAGUUCCUUCUUCGUGCUAAACCGACACAACUCUGGAGAGCAUGAGGACUCCUCUCCAUCUGAAGGACCUUUUCAUAUCCUCUACCGCUGCAGCGUCUGCAGUUUCAGUGCCACCGACUCUGACAUGCUCUCAUAUCAUCACACAACACAACAUCCAGACAGGAGGUUCAAGCAGAUCACACUGAAUGAAUCUGUUCUUCAGGAACCUGAGGGUGCAGGAGAUGACCCGCCACGUGAUCAAGCACAGGUGGACAGUCUUGUAGAGAGUCUGAUGUUGAAGGAUGACAUCAGAGCAGUGACUGUAAAUGGUACAAUCAUCAUUCCAGAACCCAUGUGCCACGUCACACCUCUGUUACGGCGACCUCCUGACCUCAGCACAACUCCAACACUGGCGGUUCCUCUUUACACCAACAAGUACAAUCCAGAUCUCGACGCCAACUCGGCGCUCAUGGCCUCUUUCAACAGAUUCCCUUACCCCACCCACACAGAGCUCUCGUGGCUCACAGCUGACUCAAAACACCCUGAAGAACAGAUCAGAGUCUGGUUCACCACGCAGCGUCUGAAACAAGGCAUCACCUGGUCACCUGAAGAGGUUGAAGAAGCCCGUAAGACGCUGUUCAAUGGCUGUGCAUGGCCUCCUCGGCACACCUCACCACACAAACUCAGUCGGUCUGAUGGUCAUGUGACUGGAGCAGCAGGCAGUCGGACACUUUCUUUACAAACACCUCUGUUGACGUCAGACAUCGAACGGAGCGUGUGUGAGAGCUUGUUUAUGAUGCCAUCUCCAGCCCCUCCUGUGUUCACAGAGAGAAAAAGAUCCAGCUCCGCUUCUUUUCUCGCCUCACAUUUUAAGAUUCCUGCUGUUGCAUCUUGGGAGAAAGCGCUGACGGUUCCAUCUAAAGAGAAGAUAUGUGUGGAACGUCCAGCAAGACUUCCUAUGACACCGCUAGUGUCCACCAAUCUAAAAAGAUCUGCUGUUCUUCAGCUAAUGAACUCCUACACAGAUAAGCGCAGUGAUAUGAGUUUACCUUCCCAUGUCAGCAGACCAGCAGUCGUCCAAUCUCCUCUCUUCCCAGACGCUGCAGAGUCAUCCAGACCGCCAUCUACAUUCACACGCUCCAGCAGUCAGAAUGACGUGAGAGAGCGCUCCGUCCCUGCUCACUUUCCUCUGUUGGAGAGAGUGAAGGGCAAGAGUUCUGGACAAAUGCAACUGUUAGAGGAGAGUUUUCAGAGGAACAGUUUCCCAUCCUUCAAUGAAGUGGACCACCUCACCAUCGCCAGCGGAUUGUCCAGUGAGGAGAUCGAAAGCUGGUUCCUGGAGCGACGAGCGCUUCGUGAUGAUCUGGAGCAAGCCCUGCUGAACUCCAUGGGUUGUAGAAAACACAGUCCUGCUCACAGCGAGUCCAUGAGUCUGCUCAAACACGUGUGCGUCCAAACGCCAUGGCCUGUCCAGCUGCACAAAGGGUUUGCUCACACAGACGUCGUCUAUGGGUUCAGGGCUCCGGCGAGUGGACAGGAGGAGAUGUUUGGAGAGCGGAAAGGAUGCUCGAGGGGAAAACUGCUCACAGAGGAGAACGUCAAAGCCAACAGCUCAGUCACAGAAGAAGAGCGCUUCAACAGAAGGUCCCGUCAACGCUGGCCGUACGUGAACGCUGGUGAAGGAGCUCUGGGCGGAGCGGCGGGUGUCUGUGGAGGUGUAAUGCUGUAGCUGAAGAUGAGGUGAGACAUGCAGAUGCUGUCACAAACACAACAGCUCAUGGCUCUUAUCAGAUGUGUGAGUGUUGUGUGGAUGAUCUGAUGUUGUGCCAAACCUGGACUCAUGUAUCUACAGUUUGAUUCUUGUAAAUGUGUAUUUUGAACGAUUGAAUGGGAAAUUUUGUUACAUUUUUGGAAAGGAGCAAGUUUUAGUGAGGGAACAUCUUCUCUAUUGUUCACUAUAUAGACAAUGUGCACAAUCAGUCCCAUUUCACAACACAUGAGACAGUCUGGAUGUACUUCUGAAGCACACACACACACACACACACACACACACACACACAUGUGCGCACACACUAUCAAUGUUGUUUUGUAAGUGUUGGUCAAAUAACACACAGUCCAUCUCAUGUGCUUGUGUUGUGUUGUGUUGUUGUGUUUGUAUGUAUCUGCUGAUGUGUGGAAUAAAGUAAAAGCAUGAUGUUCA
Triplophysa dalaica is the source of this 3056-nucleotide messenger RNA. RefSeq names its product zinc fingers and homeoboxes protein 2. The transcript is spliced from 5 exons. Gene Ontology annotation, biological process: regulation of transcription by RNA polymerase II. The record is from RefSeq and is a predicted model, not a curated record. Bases 807 to 2585 code for a protein of 592 amino acids. NCBI's taxonomy places the organism in Eukaryota, Metazoa, Chordata, Actinopteri, Cypriniformes, Nemacheilidae. Gene Ontology annotation, cellular component: nucleus. Gene Ontology annotation, molecular function: DNA-binding transcription factor activity, RNA polymerase II-specific; DNA binding.